This is a messenger RNA of Parnassius apollo (apollo), 234 nucleotides long. The record is from the annotation of a GenBank genome assembly. Lineage: Eukaryota; Metazoa; Arthropoda; Insecta; Lepidoptera; Papilionidae.
AUGAGCCUUAAUAAGGCUUCUAUUCAGUUCCUGAUACCAAAGACCACUUUGAAGAGAAAACUAGAGAAAUAUAAGUCUACUCAAAUUACUGUUAAAGCCACAAAGAAACUGGGUAGAUUUGAACAAGAUUUUACUAAGGCUCAAGAGACAGUUUUAGCUACUUAUGUAAAACAGAUAGAAAGUCUUUUUAUUUGGAUUAACCACGAAAAAUCUACAAGUUGGCUUGUGAUCUAG